Messenger RNA from Stegodyphus dumicola, 359 nucleotides. RefSeq names its product Rab3 GTPase activating protein (gene Rab3-GAP). Gene Ontology annotation, biological process: regulation of GTPase activity. The record is from RefSeq and is a predicted model, not a curated record. Lineage: Eukaryota; Metazoa; Arthropoda; Arachnida; Araneae; Eresidae.
UAAACAAGCAAAAAUUAUUUCAGGUAUGGUGCACACAACAGGGACCCAGGGUUGCUGCAUUUAAUGUUGGAAAAACGGGUCGAUUAUUCUGUCCAGGAUAUGCGAUGGUUGGAGGAAGUUUUUCGACAUCUUUAUCAAAGGAUCAUCUCUCUUCAUGCUAUUUCUUAGAUGUUGAUGGAGUAUUAAAGAAAGUAGUAGUGCCUUUCCAUUUAGUGUUAAGCGAAAAGAAUAGCAGACGGGCUCGUGACCUGCACUUACUUCGCGAACUCAAAAUGACUCUUAAAAAUAUCACAAAAGGCAAAGCUUUCGAAAUUAUCAAAAUUUUGAGAGACAUGCGUACAUCUUGCACUCGUAUUCAG